CUACAGAAUGAAGGUUGGAAGAGAUAUUAAGGAAUGAUAUUUGAAUGUAUUGGUGAAAAAGAUGAUUCAGAUGUUCUUAUCAUGUAAAUUUGGGGUGAAAUACAGAAGCCGUUUAGCUCAUAAAUUCACAGUGUUCCUCCCUAUGAGAGAUCACAUGUAGUUGAGUUGGAAGUACAUUGGACAAGGAAUUGGAAGAUGUGUUCUAUACCAUUCAAAGUUAAAAUCCUUCAAGAGAUGGCUGAUGUGCUCUAUAGACUUGGGUUAUAGAACAAGUGGAUUAAUAUCAAUUCAGGCAUCAAGAGUCUAUAUUUGUCUUUUACCCAACCCUCAAAUGAAUAUUACUUUUAGGAGAAGAAAAUCUGAUCUUCACUUAACAUGGUUUUUGUAAGAACUUAAGGUAACUUUUAAAAAUUGUCAGGUCCUUUUUGUAUAGCUGUUUCUUCUGAACUCAUACCUCCCCUCAUGAAGGCAGGAAGGUAUUUGAGGAAAUAAACACACAGCCUGAAACUCAUAAAACUCCUGGAAUUUAAAAAUUCACAAGGUCCCAAGAUAGUAUGUAACAGUUGUUGAAGAAAGGAAAACUUGUGAAUUGGUGAACUGCCUGCAAUUUAUGCAGGAAACUUCGUGAACACAGCUUUCAUGAGUUCUCACCCAUGAUGGGAUGGGGUUUGCAUUGGUGCAGCCCCCUUCAACUGGCCCAUGCUCCUGUAAGUGACCCUGUUGAGCUCAUUGGUUCAUUAACCUAGACUCAGGUAUAAUAUUUCCUUGGUAUGCUGAUGUUGGAGUAUCUAUGGUGAAUAGUGUGCGCAUGUCACUCCAGGAAAAGUCACAGAACAAUUAUAUAUCCAUUUUAGCAGAAAGCUCCCGUUGGACACAGUGUGUUUCUAUGGUCAAACAGUUUCUAAUGCCUUAACCUAGAAUCCUUGCCUUAGAAACCAAAUAUAUAUAUGCUUCUAAGAAUUAAUAUGUCAAGGUUUUGUUGGCUCAUAGUAUGAAAAGGUACAUGGAUUCUUACCAAGUGUUGACACUCUCACUGAUGAUUGUAUAUAGCAGUCCUGAAGAGUAAUGAACUAACCAGAAAAUUACUUUGAUUUCCCCCACCAUGUCAUGUGUUUUAUAAUAAAAUAAAUCAUGUUUUUAGUUGCACUUCUUAUUUCAUUUGUGGAAUCUGUUUUGAUCUUGUGAGCAAACAAAUAUUCUCAUGUAAUUAUCUCUAAUGGAGGCAAUUUCUGUGAUCCCAAAUCUCAUGAGAGUCUCUUGGUCACUACACUCCAGUGACGUCAGUUCACAAUUAGUUUCUAAACAUUACAAUGUCUUUUUAUAUAUCUCUGUGUUGAUGACAGUAGCACUCCAAAGUGAUAGAGGUGAGGAAUGUAUUUGUCACCUAUAUAUUGGUUCCUGCAGAAUUGUGCUGUGCUUGUUUGGUGUUUACAAAGAAGAUCCCUGGUUUCUGGACCUAUAGGAUGAGAUAAGUGAGGAUACAUGUUCUUAAGAGAUGAUAAAAAGCCCAAAAUUUAAAAGAUACAGUCACGGCCUUGUCGAUGCCCAAUAAGACAUCUAUGAUUCUGACAUGUGAAUAGAUCAAAGCAAGAACUAACCUCCAAUAAUUCCUCCGAGUCUCUGACAACUGAAGAUCAACUAUCCCAAGAUCAAUGAAUGAAACAAAUUACUCUCGGGUAACAGAGUUUGUGCUGCUGGGCCUGUCAAGUUCAAAGGAGCUCCAACCUUUCCUAUUUGUAAUAUUUUUACUGCUGUACUUAUCAAUCCUGCUGGGCAACUUCCUCAUCAUCCUCACAGUGACUUUAGACUCCAGACUUCAUACCCCCAUGUACUUUCUGCUUGCUAACUUAUCUUUUAUAGAUAUAUGUGUGGCCUCUUUUGCCACACCUAAAAUGCUUGCUGACUUUCUGGUUGCAAAAACUAUAUCCUUUGAAGCCUGCUUGGCUCAGAUUUUCUGUGUUCAUCUCUUUGCUGGUGGUGAGAUGGUACUUCUUGUAUCCAUGGCUUAUGAUCGCUAUGUUGCAAUAUGCAAGCCCCUCCACUACAUGACAAUCAUGAGUCGCCGUGUGUGUAUUAUUCUAGUCAUCAUUCCUUGGUGUGUGGGUUUCAUCCAUACAACUAGCCAGCUGGCAUUCACUGUUAACUUGCCAUUUUGUGGUCCUAACCACGUGGACAGUUUUUUCUGUGAUCUCCCACUAGUGACAAAGCUAGCUUGCAUAGACACUUAUGUUGUCAGCUUACUAAUAGUUGCUUACAGUGGCUUUCUCUCCAUGAGUUCAUUUCUCCUCUUGGUUGUCUCCUACACUGUGAUUCUCGUUACAGUUAGGAAUCGCUCCUCUGCUAGCAUGGCCAAGGCCCGCUCUACCCUCACUGCUCACAUCACUGUAGUCACACUCUUCUUUGGACCAUGCAUCUUCAUCUACGUGUGGCCCUUUAGUGGCUAUUCUGUUGACAAAGUCCUUGCUGUGUUCUAUACAAUCUUUACACCCAUAUUAAACCCUGUUAUCUACACCUUGAGAAACAAAGAAGUAAAAGGAGCUAUGUCGAAGCUGAAGAGUCGCUAUCUGAAAUGUGGACGGGUUUCUGCACAGAUUAGAAAUGUUCUUAUUCUGGAAGCAAAGUAGGAUUACAGGACUGGCAGCGUUUUUUUUAAAGAAACAAUUUCCCUAGACAGUUCCAUAAUUGAAUUGCUGCUGUUUCUAAGGGUAGUCAUUUAACAUGUGGAGAUAUUUAAAAUUAUAGGCUCACUACAAUUGUAAUAAGCAGAACACAUUUUGUGAGAAAUUUUUCUUUCAAUUAUGUUGU
This is a messenger RNA of Mesocricetus auratus (golden hamster), 2805 nucleotides long. RefSeq names its product olfactory receptor 4K15-like. The record is from RefSeq and is a predicted model, not a curated record. Gene Ontology annotation, cellular component: membrane. Gene Ontology annotation, biological process: G protein-coupled receptor signaling pathway. Gene Ontology annotation, molecular function: G protein-coupled receptor activity; olfactory receptor activity. Lineage: Eukaryota; Metazoa; Chordata; Mammalia; Rodentia; Cricetidae.